Penicillium alfredii is the source of this 1851-nucleotide messenger RNA. RefSeq names its product ferric reductase family protein. Gene Ontology annotation, biological process: iron ion transport; intracellular iron ion homeostasis; copper ion import. The record is from RefSeq and is a predicted model, not a curated record. NCBI's taxonomy places the organism in Eukaryota, Fungi, Ascomycota, Eurotiomycetes, Eurotiales, Aspergillaceae. Gene Ontology annotation, molecular function: ferric-chelate reductase activity. The coding region runs from base 1 to 1851 and encodes 616 amino acids. The transcript is spliced from 7 exons. Gene Ontology annotation, cellular component: plasma membrane.
AUGCUACAGAAUAUGCGCAAAGUGAACUAUCAAGAGGUUUCCCGAGCUGAACCUGUGGAUGCCCCGAUCCUCUUAUCCUUGUCCUACUUCAGCCGAAUGUUUAAUACGAUUGAUGUUUGGCAGUUCGAGUCGUGGUCGCACCAUGCCUUUGGCUAUAUCGGGUACGCCUAUUGGGGUGGGAUACUGUUGAUAGGGAUGGUUUUCCGUAUAUGCGAUUGGGCUUUUCAUCGACGACGCGAGCAGGCAGUCUGGGCAGAAGAGUUGAACGCGUAUGCAUCGACUCACCCGUUGGAGCAAUUGCCAUGGAUCGGGACAGUUUAUUCCUGGGUCCAAACAUACCUGAUUACCCCUGCGCCUCUGGCGACGCAAGACCGAAACUUGUUGGGAUGUGUAUACUCGACACGAGCCGAAGCGCUGGUAGUAUUUGGGUUCUGGGUUAUUACCAUGAUUCUGAGUGUUUUAGGCUACCGCACAUUCCCCGGAAUCAUCUACUGGCCCAACAUCACCGACCAGAUAUUACGAUAUUCUGCGGAUCGCACCGGGAUCAUGUCGUUUGCAAACAUUCCCUUAAUAUGGCUCUUUGGUGGUCGCAACAAUAUCUUGAUGUGGGCUACCGGGUGGAGCUUUGCAACUUUUAACAUCUUCCAUCGUCAUGUCGCUCGGAUGGCCACUGUGCAGGGUGUGGUACACUCGCUUCUUUAUGGUGUGAUAUAUAUUCGAAGUGACGAAGACACUCUGGAAGGGACUAUCGAAGACCUACGUAUGGUGGGGGCUAUUGGCUUUCGUAGUGAUGAUACUAUUGUUGAUCACCUCUUUGGAUCGAGUGCGUACGGUAACGUACGAGGUUUUCUUGAUUACGCAUAUCUUUCUUUCCGUUCUGACCCUCAUUGGGUGUUUCUAUCAAGCUUUGUCCAGAAUUCUCAGAGUCGAGCCGUGUAUGAUGCGGGUGCGGAUGUGGUGCGCUUAGAGGUAACUCUUGGAACUCCGCUAUUGCAACCCUCGCCAGGCGAGUAUUACUUUCUGUAUCAACCAUUUCGGUUCGCAGGAUGGGAGAGCCAUCCGUUUACAAUUGGAGCAUGGUCUUAUGAGAUGGAGUCUGACGCUCUCUCGCUACCCAUCAUGAGAGAUUCCCACAAAUCCCUUGAUAUUACGCAGGUCCCACUCCUCUCGAGUAGAUCCUCUGAUACAGCACGGGUCUCUUCUGAAGGGGCGUGCCCUGCAAAGGUAAAGCUGAUAUUUUGGAUCCGUCCUUACGAUGGGUGGACUCAACAGCUCCGCCGUCAGUGCCUGGCCUGCCCCAACCGAGAAGCUGAAGCCACCAUUCUGCUGGAGGGGCCCUAUGGAAGGACAUUUCCUCUCUGGCGGUAUUUAUCAGUACUGAUGGUAGUUGGUGGGACAGGCGUCGCUUCGGCCGUGCCAUAUAUCCAAGACCAUCUACGUCGGUCUGCUAUAGAAUGGGACGCAAGUACAGCAGAGGGGAAAACACGAACGCGGAACAUAGAAUUGGUCUGGUCAGCCAGGCAAACGGCACUUCUUUCUGAGGUUGCUCGUCGAGAACUGAAACCUGCUCUUGGCCGGGCUGACUUUCAAGCAACGUUCUUUGCCACGCGUACUUCGGGAGAAUUCCCAAAUAAUGUGGUGGAUUUCGGUUGCGAGAUUCGGACUGGUCGACCCAAUAUAAAGUCUCUCAUUAUGAACCGUGCUAAUGACACCUCUGCAGCUGGGUCUACCCUGGCUAUUCUCGUCUGUGGACCGUUGGGCAUGGCGGAUGAAGCUCGAGCUGCGACGCAUUUGGCGAUGCGACAGGGCCACCGGUCCAUCAAGUAUGUGGAAGAGUCUUUUACCUGGUGA